Molecule: messenger RNA, 3961 nt
Organism: Spea bombifrons (plains spadefoot toad)
Lineage: Eukaryota; Metazoa; Chordata; Amphibia; Anura; Pelobatidae
Gene: LRSAM1
Product: leucine rich repeat and sterile alpha motif containing 1
Exons: 24
Coding region: 1-2175 (724 amino acids)
Molecular function (GO): protein binding
Source: RefSeq, a predicted model, not a curated record
AUGAUGCCGCUCUUCUCCCGCAGACCGAAGCAGAGCAGCGAAGCCCGCAAGCGGCUGGAAUAUCAGCUGUGCCUGGCUAAGGAGGCCGGGGCCGACGACAUCUUGGACCUCUCGAAAUGCGAACUAUCCGAGAUCCCGGACGGAGUUUUCUCGACAUGCCGGGUUUUGCAGAAAAAGGUGUUGAUUCUUCACAGCAAUUUUUUAACGCAGCUCGUGCCCAAAUCGUGCCAAAUUCUGGACCUUUCAGCCUUAAAGGUCCUCGAUCUCCACGACAACAAGAUUCCGUCCCUUCCUGAUGACGUUGGUCAGCUGACCUCUUUACGGGUGUUGAAUGUUGAACUAAAUCUCUUACGGUCUCUUCCCGACUCCAUCGGAGACCUCGUCCAGCUUCAGACCCUAAACCUGAAAGGGAAUAAACUGAAGACCCUUCCCCGGACAGUAGGGGGGCUGCGGAGCCUGCGGACCCUCGAUAUCACCGAGAACAGGCUGAGCGCGCUUCCUGCAGCGCUCGCCAACGUCCGGACGCUGGAGAUGCUGUCCCUGGAUACGACCGAUAUGACGUACCCCCCGGAGGCCGUGUGCGUGGAGGGAACUGAAGCCGUGCAGCGCUACCUGUGCACAGAGAUCGGCAUUGAGUAUUGCCCUCCUUCCCAGUACCUGCUCUCCGUCCUGGAGAACACGGAGUCUGAAGUGGAUUGUGUGGACGGGACGGUCUCAGCGCCCCCCAGACUGGACACGGAGUGGCAGAAUAAGUUUUCGGAAUAUGAAAGGAGAAAGGAACAAAAAACGAUAGAAAAACUGGAAUUUGAGCGACGUUUAGACUUGGAACAGAGAGAGCAUGCGCAGCUUGUCCAGCAAAUCGGCUCCCAGAAGGAUGAGAUACUGCAGAUGGUGAAAAAGGAGCAGUCCAGGUUGGAUAGAGGGCUAAACCAACACCAGCGGAGGCUGCAGAGCGAGCGGCUUCAGCUGCAGGAACAGCUCAAGCAGAUGGAGAGAGGGAUCUCCUGCCGCAUCUCAAAUUUAUUGCAGGACAACCGCAGACAGAAGCAAAGCGUUGCCAUUUUAAAGUCCCUGGAAGAUGAGAGGAUUAGGAUGGAGCAGCUGAUGGCCAUCACCCAGGAGGAAGCGGACAACCUCCGGCGAAAGGAAGUGGCCGCCGCCAUGCAGCAGAUGCUACGAGAAAGUUACAAAAGCCGGCUUCUCCAGAUGGCCUACGAGUCCAGGCGCCAGGAGAUGGUCCACCAGGCGUGCUCCAGCCUGGCGGAUAUGGAUCACAAGUUGCAGCAAAUCCAAGCGUGGCAGCAGCUGGAUCACAGCAAGGCCAUCAGCCAGAUCCUGCAGGAGUCGGAGAUCCAGAAAGCCGCCUUCGAGGCUCUGCAGCUAAAGAAGGACCUGAUGCACAGACAGAUAAGGGAGCAGAUUAUAUUAAUAGAGAGUGAGUUAAUGAAACUGACCCAGCUGGAGAUUACCAGGCAAGAGCUCGACACCGAGGCGCUGCAGGAGGAGAUCUCCGAGCAGCGCCGGGCCCUCAGCGAACUCCUACAGCAACUUCUCAAAGACAAGAAGCAGCGGGAGGAAGAGCUGAGGAAUGUUUUGAUUGAGAUGGAUGCCAAGAGCGAAGCCAACCAGGAGAACUACUGGCUGAUCCAGUACCAGCGCCUGCUCAACCAGAAGCCGCUGUCCCUCCGACUCCAGGAAGAAGGCUUGGAGGAGGAACUGGUGGCCCUGAUGAAGGACCUGGCCGCUGAGAAGUAUCUGCCGAUAUUCGCCCACCACCGCUUCUCGCUGGAGAUGCUGGCAAAGAUGACUCCGGCCGAUCUGAAGAAGAUCGGAGUGCAGGAAGUCGGGCUGCAGGCGUCCAUCAUCCACCGGGCGAAAGAGAUCUGGGAACUGAGAAGAGGUAAACUGGAUCCUGCGUAUAACGUCUCACCUGAACCUGCGGAGCCGAGCGCCCCGGAACCCGUCCAACCAACCCCGGAACCUGAAUCCGUUCCAUUCACCGAAGUGACCAACAGGAGCUCGGAGUGCGUGGUCUGUUUAGAGCAGGAGGCUCAGAUCGUCUUCCUCGGCUGCGGACACGUCUGCUGCUGCGCCCCCUGCGGAGAUGCCCUUCGUAUCUGCCCCCUGUGCCGGGGCGAGAUCAGCCAGCGGAUACGGAUCUAUCACAGCGCCUAGCAGAGAGGAUUCUGGGAACGGACCGCGUCCUAUCCCUGCUCCCCAAACCAUCGCAAUGACUGAGAUAAAGCUGUAAGAAGGGGUUAAAGGUCACGUGCCCCGGGAUGGGGGGCUGCUUUAACCCUUUCUCACCGCUCGAUAAUGUGAACCGGCUCCUUUCGUACGUCAUUCUGUGUAUUUAAAUGUUUGCGCCCCGUUUUCUGCCCCCCAUCCCCCGUUACCUGGAGUAUCUAACGUUCCAGGGGUCGUUCCGGAGGCCGUUGUCUGUAAGGUCGCCGGCGGCAGCGUAUGAUAAUGCUGAGUAUCGGAUAUAACCGCUGGCUCGCUGCUGGGUAUAGCGGUGCCGAGUAUCUGGCUAUAUGUAUAAUGUAUAGAUAUCACAUUCACCGUCUGCAUGAUGCUGCGCUGUAUGAGGGGGCCGAGUAUCUGCAUGGAAUGGCAGGGGGUCCCCGCAUUAUGUAACCGGGGUAUAUGGGUGUUAUUAGGAAGAUUAUUUGCUAUAAUUUGCUAUUUAUUAAAUGGGGGGAGGUAAUGAAAGCCCCCUCCUCUGUAUAAGAGAAUAACUAAAUGAAGGGGGGCGUCACUGCUCUGUAGUGCGCUCGUACAUGUUGGGGGCUGGAGUGGCCCCUCCGGACAGGCCGCUAUUAAUCAAAUAGCUGUUUUUUUAUCACUCGAUUGCACUUUACGUGAAGGAAAUGUGGCGUUGGUUACAGGGAACGCAUCGGGUAUCGUCUUGGGUUUUGCGUUGGUGAAGCGGUGAGGGCACUCGGCUGAGAGUUUCUCAGAGUCUGUCCUCCCAGAACUGAGUGGCUUUCAGGAUCUCCUCAGAUGAUUCAGGUGGUUUGAUUAGAAAUAACUAGCGGGGGACCAGGGGCCCCGGGGACCAACGCUGAGACCCUCCGGCCUAUGGGGUCCCAGGGAGCUGCAUGUAUAUUAUGGGGGUCAGCAAUGAAAAAACUGUUCAUUAUUAUUAUUAUUGUUUUGGCCGUUAACCCUUUAAAUGCCAUCGAGUUGCUCAGCCUCUGGACUCCCCCGGGAGCUCCUUAAAACCCAUCUGUGAAGCGCAGCGGCCGGCCAGGACUCCGCCGCCCCGCGGACCCCGCAAGUAACACCCCGGCUUCCCGAAUACCAAGAGCCAAAGGGAGCGAAGGGUUAAUGGCCCGCUGGGUGUAAUUACCAGACUGAUCAAUAAUUAACCCGCGGUGACGGGAAGGAGCGUCAGCGGUGCUCUAACAUAACCCGGACCGCCGAGACGCGGAGGCAUUAACCGAGAGCCCCCAGAGCGCCUGCCACCCCCUGAUCAUGGAAAUCGCCCGCCCCGGGGGCCAUAACCGGCUCCUGAUUAAAAGCCAUAAUAAUGAUGCAGGGAGGCGGAUGUUAAAUGUAUAAUUUAUUAUUCUUACUUCCCGCUCCCUCCGUGUUUGGGGGGCAGAUCAGGCUUUUAAAUACCCCCCCCUAUGGAGUCUGGGAGAAACAUGAAGCAGUUUGCCCUUUGCUGGCGUCCGUAAAGCUUACGCUCCGUCCGUCCGUUUGUGGGCUUUAUUGUUUUUCCCGUUUUCUGUGUAUUUCAGCUCACAGACCACAUUUGUUAUCCGACAUUUGCCCCCCACCACCACCCAAAGGGUUAAAUAAGACCCCAAAUCUCCGCUGGUCCCUCCCGAGCCCAAAUGUUAUACACCUUGUGUUAUGCACCUUGUGCCGUGGAGUUGCGUGUUGUAUAAUCGGUCACGCUGUGUCGCUCUGUAACGUGUCGUUAAACUGUCACGCAGGUAAUAAAAGUGCCUUU